Messenger RNA from Engraulis encrasicolus (European anchovy), 3357 nucleotides. It is a transcript of the gene mertka, whose product is annotated as c-mer proto-oncogene tyrosine kinase a. Gene Ontology annotation, cellular component: plasma membrane; signaling receptor complex. Gene Ontology annotation, biological process: protein phosphorylation; multicellular organism development; cell surface receptor protein tyrosine kinase signaling pathway. Bases 193 to 3357 code for a protein of 1054 amino acids. The record is from RefSeq and is a predicted model, not a curated record. The transcript has 20 exons. Lineage: Eukaryota; Metazoa; Chordata; Actinopteri; Clupeiformes; Engraulidae. Gene Ontology annotation, molecular function: ATP binding; transmembrane receptor protein tyrosine kinase activity; protein binding.
GGCAGUGCGCGAGCGUGUGUGAAAAGUCUACCACGGGACGUGCCGAGUUCCGAGCCUCUUUUUGGGAAAUCUAUCUUCACAUUUUUAUCAAGCUGACGAUGUAACUUGAAUGUAACUCCUCAGUAGUGGCGCACACUGACUUGAACGCUGGAAAAGUAUUCAACUUUACUGCAUAUUUUCUCCUGGAACAAAAUGGAUUGCAAAGUAGCCCUUUGGACCGUUUGUUUAUUUUUACUAAGUGGCCAUGCGCCACUUGCCUCUGCACUCGUCCAGGAGAGCCAACCCAUCCCCCCCUCCGGACGCCCUUCUCCCCCUCACCUGGGUCGACGUCUCCGCUCCCCAAGACCCUCCACCCGCCCCGAGCGCCCCAUCGUCCCCGCCCGGGCCCCCAUCGUCCACCUGAGCCCAGACGAAAUAAAGCAGCUCCGCUUCAAGCCCACCGCAGGUACCCUCCACCUCUCGCCCGGCAUGGCCAAUGUGGACCUGAACUGCUCCAUCCAGUUUCGGGGUUCGGCCAAGAUGGACUUCUACCUGCACGAACCCAUCACGUGGAUCAAGGACGGGGUGGAGAUACCCGGCAGCAUCCAGAUGGAUGCCUACAGCGGGGACAAGUACAGCCUGACCUCCACACUGAGCAUCACCAAUGUGGAUCGUGCUGAUGCGGGAGAGUAUCGCUGCAGACUCAGUGUCAGCAGCUCCAUGAUUGAGUCCGACGUCAUCAGGGUGGAGGUUGAAGGCUUGCCAACAUUCACCAAGCAGCCGACUGAUGUGAAUGUGACUAGUAAUGGCCCUUUCGAGCUGACGUGUGAGGCAGUGGGCCCUCCAUACCCUGUCACCAUCACCUGGCUCUACAACGGAGAGAAGAACGUGUCAGAGCCCUCCCCCAGCACCGUUCACCUCACAGGUAUAGACAAGCCUGGCCGCUACAGCUGUGAGGCCGUCAACGCUAAGGGAGUGACCGGCUCCAGAGAGGCGCACAUCAACAUCAAAGGUCUCCCAGACCGUAUCGGGGGCCUGAACGUCACGGAGCAGAGCUACAACAGGCUGAUGCUCAGCUGGACACCCGGACACGACGGAUACUCACCACUCUCCCAGUGCUCUAUCUCAGUGCGAGAGCUGAGCAUCAGGGAGGGCAGUCCGACGCGUGUGGUCAUCGCCCACGUCCCUCCCUUCCAGCACGAGGUGACAGGCCUGAGAGCCAUGACUCCCUACAACAUGAGUGUCUCUUGCAGCAACGAGGUGGGAAACUCCAAACCCAGCGCCUGGGUUAAGAUCAAGACACCUGAAGGAGUGCCGUCGGAGCCUCCGCGUAAUGUCUCCGUGAUGCUGAACGACUCUGUGAUGGUGGUCCGCUGGGUCCCGCCACCCCCCGACAAGAUCAAUGGCAACCUGAAAGGCUACGACGUCAUCAUCAAACACGGAGUCAAUGGCACACACAUGAACACGAUCUCCAGCACCUCAACUGAGGCCACAUGGAUCCUGUCGGCCUUCAACACCACCUACAGCAUCCAGGUGGCCGCACGCACUGGAGCAGGCAGCGGAGCACUCAGCUCACGCUUCUGGAUACGCGUCAACGAGUCAGCCACCGGCAUAACCACCUUCCCGCCGUUGGGUUCGGAGCACGCCUCUGACUCUGUGUACGUGGUGCUGGGGGUGGUGUGCGGUUUCCUGCUGCUGCUGAUGGUGAUGUGGGGCGCCGUGUGCUUCAGGAGCAGACUGCUGGAGACACGCCUGGGGCAGCUGUUUGCAAACGACGGGAAGCUUCAACCCACAGUGCAGUACACACCCCAAAGGACCUACAACCGUUCGGCCAUCGAGAUAACAUUGGCCAAUCUUGGUGUGAGUGCGGAGCUUCAAGCUAAACUGCAGGACGUCAUGAUCACCCGGAACCUGCUGUCCAUUGGGAAAGUCUUAGGAGAGGGAGAGUUUGGGUCAGUGGUGGAGGGCCACCUGAGGAAACAAGACGGCAGUGCCGAGAAGGUGGCCGUGAAGACCAUGAAGCUGGACAACUUCUCUCAGAGGGAGAUUGAGGAGUUUCUAAACGAGGCCGCCUGCAUGAAAGACUUCCACCACCCCAACGUCAUUAAGCUCCUGGGUGUGUGUUUGGAGGUGAGUUCAGGCCACUUCCCCAAGCCCAUGGUAAUCCUGCCCUUUAUGAAGUACGGAGACCUUCACAGUUUCCUGCUGCGCUCUCGCCUUGGAGAAAGACCACAGUACUUGCCUACUCAGAUUCUCCUGAAGUUCAUGAUCGACAUUGCGUUGGGCAUGGAGUACCUCAGCAGCCGCAACUUCCUGCAUAGAGACCUCGCAGCUCGCAACUGCAUGCUACGAGAUGACAUGACGGUGUGUGUGGCAGACUUUGGCCUGUCCAAGAAGAUCUAUAGCGGCGACUAUUACCGCCAGGGCAGGAUAGCCAAGAUGCCCGUCAAGUGGAUAGCCGUGGAGAGUCUGGCAGACAGAGUUUUCACGGUGAAAAGCGACGUGUGGGCCUUUGGAGUGACAAUGUGGGAGAUAGCGACGCGUGGCAUGACGCCGUACCCGGGGGUGCAGAACCACGAGAUCUACGACUACCUCCUGGAUGGGCACCGACUUAAGCAGCCCACCGACUGUCUAGACGAACUCUAUGAGAUCAUGUACAGCUGCUGGCGGGCGGACCCCCUGGACCGGCCGGACUUCACGCAGGCUCGCGAGCUCCUGGAGAAGAUGGCGGAGAAGCUCCCGGACGCCUCCAGCCGGGAGAACCUCAUUUACAUCAACACCAGCUUCCCUGAGGAGGACCCCACACCUGACGCAUCUAUGGAGGGAGCUUCGGCAGGGGCAGCAGCAUUCCCAAUGACCGAGGGCGGAAUUCACAAUUUGGAAUUCCAGAUGGACGUGGAUCCGGUGUCAUGCUCCUCGCCGUCCUGCAGUCGGCAGGUGACAUUGUCACCGUCGUCUGUUGUCACGGCGGCAGACAUUCACGAGAGCUGCAAGGCCACCGCUGCCGCUGAGGGUGACGAUGGGGACGAUGAGGAGGAUCGUUAUGUCAUUGUCACGCAGAAGCCACCGCAGGGGACAGGGGCGCUGAUGGGGGCGGGGUUAGGGACUGGGGCAGGGUUAGGGACUGGGGCGGGGUUAGGGACUGGGGCGGGGUUAGGGACUGGGGCGGGGUUAGGGACUGGGGCAGGGUUAGGGACUGGGGCAGGGGCAGGGGCAGGGGCAGGCCCGUCAUCGGCUGUGGAGACGCCGCUACUUUCUGACAUUGAGGAGCGGGGGGGAGCCCCUUGGAACAUCUCCGACACAGAGCAGAGGACACGACAACAACAACAGGACGUGGAUGACAGCACACGCCUACUCUCUGGUGAAAAGGAGAGUUGA